Molecule: messenger RNA, 2422 nt
Organism: Verruconis gallopava
Lineage: Eukaryota; Fungi; Ascomycota; Dothideomycetes; Venturiales; Sympoventuriaceae
Exons: 1
Coding region: 131-1873 (580 amino acids)
Cellular component (GO): cytoplasm
Molecular function (GO): guanyl-nucleotide exchange factor activity
Source: RefSeq, a predicted model, not a curated record
GACGGCUCCAAUCCAUCACGCUCUGCAGCUGCCAUCGACUUCGCACAUAAGACGGCUUGGAAUUCCAAGAAUCGCAGCUUCUUUAUCCCAAAAACCCAGUCGGCACACGGCAAUUGCAUUGUUUGAGCAGAUGGCACCACGCACCACAACCCAAAAGGCCAACACCAAGGCCAAGAUGGCAGCCGCGCCUCCUGCAGCUACCAAGCGUUCUCGCGAGGAGGCCGAGGAGCCUAAUAAAGCUGUUAAACGCGUCCAGAAUGCGUCGAAGCCAGCUGCCGCGUCCAAGAAUUCGGCGACCAAAAGUACCGUGGCUAAGUCCAGCUCUACGAGUAAGCCAGCGGCUUCCAAGAAGGCGCCGGUCAAGCAAUCGGACGCUGCCAAACCCGCUGCAAAAAAACAAAAUCCUAAACCUUCGGCAAGCAAGAAGCGUGCUCGAGAUGAGACUGAAGAAUCGAAGCCUUCCAAACGCGCAAAGGCGGAACCAAAGAAGGCCACCGUCAAGGAACCGGCCGCACAGAAGCAAGCCGCCAAAAAGCCAGCAAAACCUAAAGUCAUCGUCAACACUCCCCCUACUACGACCAAACACAUUUAUGUAAUGGGGGAAGGCAGUGCUGGCGAGCUGGGAUUGGGAGCCACCAAGGGUGCGUGCAAUGUCAAAAGACCGCGACUCAAUCCAAUACUCGAAGAGAAAGGGAUUGUCGACUUGGCCGUGGGCGGAAUGCAUUGCAUAGCGCUGACGAAGGACAACGAACUCGUCUCGUGGGGCGUGAAUGACAAUAAAGCUUUGGGGAGACCGUUGCCAGAGUGGUCGGGACGUGACGUCGACGAAGACGCGUCGGACUUUGAUGAUGACGAAGGUUUAGAACUGAACCCAUACGAAUCAGCGCCCACUGCAAUUCCAAAAGAGUAUUUCCCACCUGGCACGAAGUUCACAAUGCUUGCAGCAGGCGAUAGCACUAGUUACGCUGUCACUGACGAGGGCAACGUUUAUGGAUGGGGCACUUACAGAAACGCGGAAGGCAUCUGGGGCUUUAGGGUUGACGAGGAGGGCAAGAUGGUCAAAGAACAAAAAGUGCCCGUUCAAAUAACCAACCUCAAGAAUAUUACCGCUGUGUCCUGCGGUGACAAUCAUACACUCGCGCUUGAUAACAAGGGUGUGGUGUGGGCUUGGGGCUCAGGACAGCAAGAUCAACUUGGACGUCGCAUUGUGGCCCGUCAUGCCGAAAAGAAUCUCAUACCAGCACCAGUUCCCAUCCCAAAGAGCGCUAAGAUCGAGAAGAUCAUCGCCGGGCCAAAUCACUCUUUUGCAAUCGAAAAGACCGGCACUGUGUGGACUUGGGGUUUGAACAACUUUGCUCAGACCGGCAUUCCGUACGGCAAGGACAAGGACAAUGACAUGAUUACAGCCCCAACAAAAGUAAAGGCCUUGGAGGGCCACAAGAUCGUCAACAUUGGUACUGGAGCAAAUCACAGCAUCGCUCUUACUGAAGAUGGUGAUCUCUUAACCUUUGGUCGACUCGAAAACUAUGCACUGGGCAUAAAGUUCGAUGACAUUGUCGACAACGAGGACCUUGUCCGCAAAAAUGAGCAAAACAAGCCAAAGAUCUUACUUAAGCCUAUGAAAAUUGAUAUUCCCGCUAAGUUCAGUUUCAUUGCUUGCGGUCCAGAUCACAACAUUGCCAUCACAACAGAUGGCAAGGCCUGGGGCUGGGGCUUCAACACGAACCUUCAACUUGGCGUUGGACGAGAUGAUGACGACGUCAAGAUGCCAGAGCAAAUUACGUCCAAGCAUAUUGCAGAUGUUAAGUUGGAUUGGGCCGGAUGCGGUGGCCAGUUCUCCAUGGUCGGGGCAUCCGCAAAUACUUCUGCUUAGGCAGAAUCUUGUAGAAUACUCUCACAUAUAUAUUGCAUGGGGAAGGCGUUUGAAAGGCAUGGUCAUGGCCGGUUUUUCCUUGUUGGCCCGCAAUUAGAUGAAUCACUUGUAAUGGUGGCAGGUUGUACUCUAUUCUUGGGAGUGGGUUAUGAGUGAAGGUAUGGGCUCGUUACCGCGCACGCUUUAACUCGGCACAUUCGCAGGAGUGGUGCUGGUUGGACAGUGCUGGUGCCCAAGCUUUCCGAGAUCAAUUGAGCCCUGCCAUUUGUCUCUUUCUACGGCUUUGCUUCCGUUGCAUACCACGAACGAGCUUGACCCUCGUGCUCUCGGGACAGUUCUGGUCUUUUAAUUUCUGUACCAUUAGACUAAUUGGAUUUCCGUCUAAAAUGGCUUCUAAAGCGCUUUUCAAGGGGGAUUCGAUGAUACAACAACUUUGACCUAGUUGCAGGAAUAAAUUGCACAUGCAGCAAACAUGCCAUCUCGGCAAGCCCCAGGCGUGUGAUUAAGGAUUCUGUCAUAACUCUAGGUCACAAGAAAUAGUAAUGAAAC